UUUAACCAUAGGAAAGGAAUUCAUUUUCAUUUUCUUUUCGUAUUUCGCUUCAGGAUACUAGCUACCAUCUCUGUGAGAAUAGAAAUCAUCAGUAUUGUUUUAGUUGAUGUUCGAUGUGAAUAGUUUCACAUAAAUAGGGAAAUAUUUUAUUGCAACAAUUAGAUUGAUAUCAAGAUGCAUGGAUGAAAGUUUAAAGUUUGUCAAAGGAAAAACAAUACAAAUUUUUGGUUCACAUAUAUAAAUAAUCUGCUGGUUAUACAUAAUACCAUUCAAUCGUCGGAUGAAUACGAUAUCGUGGAAAUCAAACUCUUUUAAUAAUUACGAUUUUCGUCGAUACUGAACUGUGAAUUUUUUGCACGAAGCUUCAAAAUGGCUAAUGCGGUGGCAGCGACUCCGAUGGAAAUUGACGAAUUCAUUAAUGGUGCACUAGUUUCUUGGCUUGAGUCCUGUCUACCACGUCCAGAAGUUCUUACUGGCUAUACUUCUCUGCUAGAUGGAAAUAUCAUACAUAGUGUUUGGCUGCAAAUUGAUCCUGAACCUCAAAACCACCUAACAGAUAUUGGAGAUUUAGUGGGUGUUUCCCUGUGCAUGGCCCGUUCAAAGAAUUUUGAAUGCAUCGCUAGAAACAUUAAAUCUCUAUUUGAGGAAGAGCUCGAACACACUAUUCUAGUUUUACCAGAUGUAUACAUAUUGGGCUACCAUCCGGAAUCCAAACAAGGUUUGGAACAAAUGAGGACUUUGCUAACAUUAUUGCUUGGAGCUGCCGUGCAGUGUCCUAAUCGAGAAAUAUUUAUUGGUCGUAUAAAAAUGUUGGACGUUGAAACUCAGCAUGCUAUUGUUGGACUUAUUAAGCAAGUUACGGAGGAACAAAGUCUAGUUCUUACAAAAGAAUCUGUGAAUUUGCUCACCCCUAUAAACAUGUACAAUCAUAUACUGCGAUUAUCAAAAGACCGGGACGCCAUUUAUCUUCGUUGGAUUUCUACAAUGUACACCGAGUCUGAUUUAAAUAUGAGCGCAUGUGGGGAUGACACAUUAAAUAUACCAUCAUCGCCACUAUCCAGUGCCAUGAGCUCCUCUUGCCUUUCCGAUAAUAACAAGGCUGUGGAAAUAGCGGAUUUAAAAUCGAAACUUCGCAGACUACGACAAGAAUUAGAGGAAAAAACUGAAGCCAUUCUUGAAUUGAGGGAUGAGGCACAACAUAAAAAGGCUAUUUAUGAUAACUUACGUACAGAAAGUCAGGAAUGGUAUGCCGAAGCGAAACGCGCAUUAGUCUACCGUGAUGAAUUGGAUGUCUUGAGAGAGCGGGCGGAGCGCGCCGAUUAUUUAGAAAUAGAAAUCCAAAAGUUGAAGGAAAAACUUGCUGACGCCGAAUUCUACAAAACGCGAGUCGAAGAAUUACGUGAAGAUAAUCGCAUGUUAUUGGAAACAAAAGAAAUGCUUGAAGAACAGCUUCAAAGAGCAAGAAAGCGAUCUGAACAUGUAAUGACUUUGGAGUCGGAGAUUAUUAAGUAUAAACAAAAGAUUAACGACAUGUCUUUAGAAAGAAAUGCGGAACGUUCAAAAUUAGAAGAAUUGUUGGAGGAGAAUACUCAACUACAAUUAGCUAAUAAAAAUCUUAAUACUUCACACAAGAUUGAUAGUGCUUUCUCGGAAGAUGAUGUUAACUCGGGUGAUAAUAGUUUGUCAGAACAACUUACAAAUGAUUCACAGACUCGAAUUAUAAAACUAGAAUUGAAAAAUAAGCAACUGACAGCUGCACUAGAGAAGAUAAAGGAGGAAUCUUUCCAUGAGUCCGCAAACAAAAUACUAGAACUUGAGAAGGAUAAGAAGAAACUAUCCCUGAAAGUUGACCAGCUAGAAGAGAAUAUCCAACGUUUAACCCAACAGAACACAGAUUUAGAAAAUAUAUUCAAAAGCGCAUUAGAAGAAAAUAAAAAGCUGCAAGACACCAUGGAUGAUCGGCAAAAGUCAUACGAACAUCAAAGUCAAGAGCAUGAAUUCGAACGCACAAAAUUUAAGGACCUGGAGCAACAUGUUGAAUCAUUAAACAAAGAAAAACAAAAUUUACAAACCCUAAAUGAAAGUAUACAACGUCGCGCUGAUGACUUGGCCCGUUUACUAGAAAUGCGCGCCAAGGAAAUUGAGCAGCUGAAGGAACGCUCUCAGGAAGUUAGUAAGGUCAAAGAACAAGUUUUUGAUUUAGAAGCUAGACUAAGCACAAGGGAACGAGAAAAUUCUGGUCUUUUAAAAGAUAUUUUAAAGUUGAAGCAAGACUCCGAAGAGAAGUCGGUUCAAUUAGAUGAGUGUACAGAAAAGUUCGAGGCGCAAACCAAAGAGCUUGAAUUACUCUCACAAGAACUGAUAGAUGUUGGGCCACUUCAGCAAAGAGUCGCAGAACUGGAAAUUCAAAAUCAAAAUUUGUUAUCACAACGUGAUAUUGAUUUAGAGACAAUAGCAGCACUGCGCAAUGAUAUAGUCUCUGGAACUUUAGCCACCAAUAAAGUAAGUAAAGUGAGACAAAAUUUAGAAAAGCUGGGAUUGGGUGGGAGCGACCAAGAUGAUGGUAAUGACGAACUGAAUGUUGAAACCGUUGUUGAAAAGUUAGUUCGCAAUCCCGAAACCUUCAAAACAGUGCGGGAAAUUAUGUUGAACGUCUCGAAGGAACAAUGUCAAAAUUCUAAGUCCAAUAUGUGUGUACUAUGUCAUCGUAAAGAAAUCUACACCGUGGAAAAAAAUAUAGAAAUCUCUUCCAAUAAUGAGCCACAAGAGCUAAGUUUUGAGCAUAUAAUUACUUUAAAUCCACAAAACAGUCUCGAUGACACUGAAAUGGUGCGUCUUCAGAAAGCCAAUGCUGAUUUGAACACACGUUAUGCGGUACUACAAUCUGCUAAUAUGCGAUUGGAAGCCGAGAGAGUGAAAUUUGACGUAGACAUGGUAGCAUUGGGAUCCCAGAUAACUUCACUUAAUACGCAGCUGAUCGCCUUACAAGUGGCAAAUUCGCAACUUGCUUCUGACAAAGAUCAAUUGAUAAAGCAAUUUGAAUCUAUAAAACAAGAAAAUAUAAAUCUGCAACAUGAUCUAUUGGCAUUGAAAGCUUUGCAUGAUCAGCUUUCAACCGAAUACGAAUCAAUUGCAAAUAACAAGGAACAAAUAAGAAUGAUGCUCCGCGAAUGUCGGAACGAAAGUCGUGAUUUACGUGGAAACAUAACGAAAUACGAAGAAAAAAUUGAGGUGUUAGCAAAGGAGAAUGAGGCUUUGAAAAGAUGUUCAGCUGACCUAAGCAUAUUACGCACUGAGCACUCCAAACUGACUGACGAUUUUCGAAAUUUGUUCCGUUUUAAAAACGAGUAUAAGAAUAUACAGGAACAGUAUAAAAUGAUGCGUGCUGAUAACAGUAAACUAAAGAGACAAAAUGCCGAACUAAUGCGUGAGGUGGAUUCCAGGUCAGAUCUUGUCAGAGCCAUAGAAACUGAUACCACAUACUAUGCACAACAAUGUGAAAUUUUGCUGCAAACCAAUGUACAUUUAGAUAUAGACCGUAAAACUCUGAUGGAAAAUGUUUCACAGCUACUAUCGCAGUAUCACGAACUACUCUCUCAUUCUCUAGAGGAUAAACAACAUUUUCGAGAAGAAGAGAAAAGCUACACGGAACGUUUACAUAACCUGAGCCGUCAGAAAGAAAAGUUAGAAGAAAAAAUAAUGGAGCAUUAUAAGAAGCCAGAAGUUAUCAUACCAAAAAAGAAACCUUUUGCGAGUAGCAUUGUGCGGCGUGUAAAGAAAGCGGGAUCCGACUUUAUAAAUAAAGUGCCAACAAGCAGGAAUCGACGUUCUUGGAUCGAUGAGUCUCGUCUCACGCAGUCGCAAUUCACAAUUGGUUCUGAUGGUAACGAUUCUGACAACAGUACAGAGGCACCAAUUUCCAUUGCUUCGGAUACACACUUGCUCCAACGUAACUUGCCUAUGCGCCAGAGUUUGCAGCGCGACCUAAUGGAUAACACACUUUCACGUGGCGGUGUGCGGAGUAGUUUACAAGCGCAAAAACGCACGGAUUUGAAUAGUUCUCGUAGAAAUAGCGUGCACGGUCUUGAGGCGCCAGAUGUGACUGGCAGUAGUUUGACACUGGGUACAGCCGGGUCUCGGCGUACUGUGUAUUUAAUCGACGAACAUCAAAAGAUACCCGAAUCAAAUAGCAGUAGCAACGAUAUUGGAGUGAGCAGUCAUUUGUCAACUUCCAAUUCCCCACUAAAUACAAGUGCCUACUCGACGUCUACCAACUUGCCGGGUGACACCUACUUAGAGGGUAGUGGGGCGAGUGCUGCCGAACCUCAGACACCUACAAAUCUGACACCAAUUCCUCAAGCAGAUAAUCCAACUACAUUCCUUAUGUACAAUCGUAUUAAUACGACAAUUGGUGGUAGUACCAGUGCUGAAAACAACGUGUCCGCGGGUACAUCACGUGAUUCCACGCUAACACCUAACAAUAGUAGCUCAACAACGAUUGGUGCUACGCCUGAUGACAAAUUGCGAAAACGCACUGAUGAUAAAAGCAAUAGUAUAUGGUAUGAGUAUGGAUGCGUAUAGACAAUAAGAGUAAAAAUAUAAACAUAUGCAGUUGUGGCUAGACUUAAAUGUAUGUAAUCGAAUAUUGUAUUGUAUGGGUAUGCGGAUAAAAGUAUUAAGUUAUAAAAAUUAUUUAUGUAAGCUUCCAAUUCUUUUCUGUAUCGUUGUGUAUUCGAUAUGAAACGAGUAUAUAUGUAAGAUCAAGAUCAUACUACUAGUAUUUAAGUAAAAACAAAAAAUAGAUUUUUAUAGAAAUAGAAAAUUAUUCAGUUCUUCCAUAAAAAACCUGAAGGACUUUUUAAAGUAAAAAUUGUUGGCAGCUGUAAUUUUUGAAGCUUCACUUUUUAAAUGAUAUUUUUCUUUCCAAACAUCACUGCAUUUAUUUACGCGAAAGUAUUAACGAAGGGCUAUAUAUCGAAUUUAAUAAAAAAAAAAUGCAUUGAUCCUUAUUUCAAGUAAUCAUUGUGACCAUCCAUC
Molecule: messenger RNA, 5037 nt
Organism: Ceratitis capitata (Mediterranean fruit fly)
Lineage: Eukaryota; Metazoa; Arthropoda; Insecta; Diptera; Tephritidae
Gene: Girdin
Product: girdin
Exons: 13
Coding region: 370-4581 (1403 amino acids)
Biological process (GO): cytoplasmic microtubule organization; cytoskeleton-dependent intracellular transport
Cellular component (GO): cytoplasm; centrosome
Molecular function (GO): microtubule binding; dynein light intermediate chain binding
Source: RefSeq, a predicted model, not a curated record